ACAGCGGCUCGCGAGCACAGCGAGGCUGGCGGAGGUAACCGCGUGAUCAGAUUACGUCGGAGUCGGUUUAAGACUAGCCUUCGUAAGGUGUGGUCGGGAGAGAGCAGAAUGGGCGGAAUUGAGCAGUCUGUGCGACGCUUAGACUAAGAGAUCUAUCAAGAGACGCGCCUUUCCUUCCCUCUCUUUCCUUCUCCACCUGAGAUACGCUCGUGCGAGAUGGAAGAGGCACUGGCGUCGAUGGUCGACCAUGUCGCUGCUCGUCUUGCCGCAAAGGAGCAUGAAGUAGGCGGAGGGCGCCUGCUUGUGGGCAUCUGUGGCAUUCCGGGCUCCGGCAAGUCCAGCGUUGCGCGCAAGCUCAUCGAGGGUGUCGAUGGGGGUCGCUCCUCCGUCGUGGUCGGCAUGGAUGGUUGGCACCUUACGCGCGAGGCCCUGAGCCAGAUGGACGAUCCGAAAGAGGCGUUUGCCAAGCGUGGUGCGCCGUGGACAUUCGAUGCAGAGGCCUAUGCCGCCUUUGUCGACCGUGUCCGGAAUAGCGACAAUAGAGAGACGCUAGAGGCGCCGUCCUUCUCGCAUGCCGUCAAGGACCCAGUCCCUGGAGACACCAAGGUGGAGCCCCAUCACCGGCUCGUCGUCUUCGAAGGUCUCUACUGCAACGUCGACGAGGGCGCAUGGCGGUCCGCAGCGGAGAAGCUCGAUGAGCGAUGGCUGGUCAGCGUCGACGAGUCAGAAGCCAAGAGGCGCCUUGUAGAGCGGCACGUCUUGACUGGCGUGGCAAAGGACCAUGAGGAGGCAAUCUGGCGGGCUAAUAACAACGACUUGCCCAACGGAAGAUACCUCCUAGAGCACCUCCUCGAGCCUGUCCGUAGAAUACCAAGUAUCAAUGAUGACGCCUGGGCCGGAGAAGGCUGAUGGCACGAUAG
Molecule: messenger RNA, 920 nt
Organism: Acaromyces ingoldii
Lineage: Eukaryota; Fungi; Basidiomycota; Exobasidiomycetes; Exobasidiales; Cryptobasidiaceae
Product: P-loop containing nucleoside triphosphate hydrolase protein
Exons: 3
Coding region: 217-909 (230 amino acids)
Cellular component (GO): cytoplasm
Molecular function (GO): ATP binding; kinase activity
Source: RefSeq, a predicted model, not a curated record